AUGUCCUCUACGCCCACAGGCACCGCGCCGACAGGUAACACCAAGCCCGCGCUAACGGGCGCAAAGAUCAAGCAGCGCAAGGGCGUCGUCAAGUCCCAGGCCAAGUUCGAACCCGAAGUUUUCCGCGACGCCCUCUACAAGCACCUCGAAGGCAUCAGCCCCGAGGACUGGGACGCCUUUGCCACCGCGCUCGACAAGGCGGGCAACACGCUCGAGUACCGCAAGUAUGCCGACCCGCUGUUUGAGAUCCUCAUUGUAGGCGGCAUCCUCGCCCCCGGCGGCGCCUUUGUCGAUGACGGCGCGCCGCCCAGCCCCUUCUCCAUCGCUGGCGCAAAGAGCGACAAGCUCGAGGAUGUCAAGCCCUUUGUCGACGUCCUCGAGAAGCUCAUCCGACGCUACAAGUUCCUCCAGCGACCCCUCGAGGAGUCGACCCUCAACGGCAUCCUCCAGUACGUCAACCGCUACGAGGUCGAGCAGAGGAACAAGCUCGCCGUCGCCACCGCCCUCAUGAUUCAGCAGGGGCUCGCCUCGGCCAGCGUCCUCUCGACGCUGCAAAAGGACCACCUGGCCAAGGACGACCUCGCCAUCAGCUUCAUCGACCUCGUCUUCCGCACCUACCUCGUCGACCAGACCAUGGACCACCUUGCCAGCUCCCUCCGCAAGGGCGGCGUCCGCAACUGGCUCCUCUUCUUCCCCCAGACCAAGCGCGACCAGCCCAACAUUGUCGCGUCGCACUUCAGGAGCGCCGAGGUCGGCCUGCCCCAGGUCGCCGAGUACUGGCAGAAGCGCCAGCAGAAGGACAUCCGCGACCAGACCGUCGCCCGCCUCGGCGAGAUGGUGUCGUCGGACGAGGACGCCGCCUCGAUCCCCGAGGUCGUCGAGUUCCUCCAGGCGCAGAUGAAGUCGGCCGGUGUCGGCCCCGAGGACUUUGUGCCGUUCAUCUGGGAGGGCCUGAUGAAGGCCGUCGACUGGAGCGUCCGCCAGGACCAGCUCGAGGGCGCGGUGCUCAAGGAGCUGAAGAAGGACUGCCCCAUCCUCGAGCCGUUCUGCAGCAGCGCACGCGCCCAGAUCUCGCUCAUCAACAGCAUCCAGCUCUUUUGCUAUGCCGACACGCGCGUCAUCAAGAGCUUCCCCAAGAUUCUCCAGACGCUCUACAACGGCGACGUCAUCUCGGACGACGCCAUCCUCUACUGGGCCCAGAAGGGCGCCAAGGCGCAGGGCAAGGCCCACUUCCUCAAGGCGUGCGAGCCCCUCAUUCGCUUCCUGCAGGAGGACGACGAUGACGAGGACGAGGAGUAG
This is a messenger RNA of Pseudozyma flocculosa PF-1, 1299 nucleotides long. RefSeq lists its product as uncharacterized. The record is from RefSeq and is a predicted model, not a curated record. Bases 1 to 1299 code for a protein of 432 amino acids. The transcript has a single exon. Gene Ontology annotation, molecular function: protein binding. Lineage: Eukaryota; Fungi; Basidiomycota; Ustilaginomycetes; Ustilaginales; Ustilaginaceae. Gene Ontology annotation, cellular component: cytoplasm; membrane.